CCUUUGCUCGCACUUCUACGUGCUCGCAAACAUUUACACAUCGCCACAUCGGAGAUGCACACAUGCACACCCAUUUUCCUGCAAACACUCGGCGCGCACGUCCUUCCGCGGCCGCCCGUGUCCUGUCUCUCACCCGGACACAGGCAUUUACACACGUAGGCCAGGAAAGCGCUACCCACGGUCCUGUGACUCCACGCACGUCCUCAGAACACACCGUUUACACUGAACCGAUCGGCGACCACAGACAAACCUACCAACAAGUCUACUGGCUGGAAUUCAUCUCCAUGGCAACAAACAUGGAAGGUGGAGAAUUGACUCCUGCAGGAACCCUGAAGAGCCAUCACGAUGCACCAGUGAAUAAUGAGUAGCACCUACUGCAACAAUUCUUCAGCUAAGAUGAGUGUCAACGAAGCUUCUGAAUCCUCCCCGACUCUGGAGCAAAAGACCGGCUUUGUUUUUGUGGGCAUCUUGUGCAUUUUCUUGGGACUUCUCAUUAUCAGAUGCUUCAAGAUUCUGUUAGACCCGUACAGCAGCAUGCCCUCCUCCACAUGGGAGGAUGAAGUGGAAGAGUUUGAUAAAGGGACCUUUGAGUAUGCACUUGCCUGACGGUGGCCCCAGCUUCAUGCCUUUCCCAGUUGCCAUUGUGACACACGGUAGACACAUUUCACAGUUAGCUCAACUGUGCUGCUAGAGAGAGGAUCAUUCCAUUCACAGAAUUCAAUAAACAUCUGUGGUUGAGUUGUC
Psammomys obesus (fat sand rat) is the source of this 744-nucleotide messenger RNA. It is a transcript of the gene Ctxn2, whose product is annotated as cortexin 2. NCBI's taxonomy places the organism in Eukaryota, Metazoa, Chordata, Mammalia, Rodentia, Muridae. The coding region runs from base 361 to 606 and encodes 81 amino acids. The record is from RefSeq and is a predicted model, not a curated record. The transcript has 2 exons.